GAUGGAAUUUUAGCUGCAGUCUUUUUGGUGUGAGCCUACCAAUGCCAAAAUCAUUGGAUGAAAGAUUCUUCAGGGGCACUUUCUUAUGCAAGAAGCUAAACGGUAAUUAAAAGGUGCAGGAUGAAAAGAUGGCACAAUCAGUGCUGGUACCACCAGGACCUGACAGCUUUCGCUACUUCACCAGGGAAUCCCUUGCUGCUAUUGAACAACGCAUUGCAGAAGAAAAAGCUACAAAACCCAAACAAGGACGAAAGGAUGAGGAUGAUGAAAAUGCCCCCAAAGCAAAUAGUGAUUUGGAAGCAGGAAAAUCCCUCCCAUUUAUUUAUGGAGACAUUCCACCCGGAAUGGUGUCAGAGCCCUUGGAGGACCUGGAUCCAUAUUAUAUCAAUAAAAAAACUUUUAUAGUAUUGAAUAAGGGGAAAGCAAUCUUCCGAUUCAGUGCCACAUCUGCCCUGUAUAUUUUAACUCCUUUCAACCCUAUUAGAAAAAUAGCUAUUAAGAUUUUGGUACAUUCUUUAUUCAGCAUGCUCAUUAUGUGCACUAUUCUGACCAAUUGUGUGUUUAUGACUAUGAGUAACCCUCCAGACUGGACAAAGAAUGUAGAGUACACAUUCACAGGAAUUUAUACCUUUGAAUCACUUAUAAAAAUUCUUGCAAGGGGCUUCUGUUUAGAAGGUUUCACAUUUCUCCGGGACCCUUGGAACUGGCUUGAUUUCACUGUCAUUACUUUUGCGUAUGUAACAGAAUUUGUAAACCUAGGCAAUGUUUCAGCUCUUCGAACUUUCAGAGUCUUGAGAGCUUUGAAAACUAUUUCUGUAAUCCCAGGAUUGAAGACUAUUGUGGGGGCCCUGAUCCAGUCAGUGAAGAAGCUUUCUGAUGUCAUGAUCCUGACUGUCUUUUGUCUGAGUGUAUUUGCUCUCAUUGGGCUGCAGCUGUUCAUGGGCAACCUGAGGAAUAAAUGUUUGCAAUGGCCCCCAGAUAACUCUACCUUUGAAAUAAAUAUUACUUCCUACUUUAAUAGCUCAUGGGAUGGAAAUGGUACCUAUUACAAUAAGACAGUGAGCACAUUUAACUGGGAUGACUACAUUGAGGACAAAAGUCAUUUUUACAUUUUGGAAGGGCAAAAUGAUGCAUUACUUUGUGGUAACAGUUCUGAUGCAGGCCAGUGUCCAGAAGGAUACAUUUGUGUGAAAGCUGGCAGAAACCCCAACUAUGGCUACACGAGCUUUGACACCUUCAGCUGGGCUUUCUUGUCCCUGUUUCGCCUGAUGACUCAGGACUUCUGGGAAAACCUUUAUCAGCUGACUCUUCGUGCAGCUGGCAAGACCUACAUGAUAUUUUUCGUCCUGGUGAUUUUCUUGGGCUCUUUCUACCUUAUCAAUUUGAUCCUGGCUGUGGUUGCCAUGGCCUACGAGGAGCAGAAUCAGGCCACCUUGGAAGAGGCAGAGCAGAAGGAGGCUGAGUUUCAGCAGAUGCUGGAACAGCUUAAGAAGCAACAAGAAGAAGCUCAGGCAGCGGCAGCAGCAGCAUCUGCGGAAUCAAGAGAAUUCAGUGGAGCUGGUGGGGUAGGAGGCUUCUCAGAGAGCUCUUCAGAAGCAUCAAAGUUGAGCUCAAAAAGUGCAAAAGAAAGGAGGAACCGGAGGAAGAAACGGAAACAGAAAGAACAGUCUGGAGAAGAAGAGAAGCAAGAAGAAGAGGAAUUCCACAAAUCUGAAUCUGAAGAUAGUAUCAGAAGGAAAGGUUUUCGUUUUUCUAUCGAAGGAAAUCGCCUGACCUAUGAAAAGAGGUUCUCUUCUCCCCACCAGUCUUUAUUGAGCAUCCGUGGCUCUCUUUUUUCUCCAAGACGCAACAGCCGAACGAGCAUCUUCAGCUUCAGGGGUAGAGCAAAAGAUAUUGGCUCUGAAAAUGACUUUGCCGAUGAUGAGCACAGUACUUUUGAAGACAAUGACAGUAGAAGAGAUUCCCUGUUUGUUCCACACAGACACGGAGAACGGCGCCACAGUAAUGUUAGUCAAGCCAGCCGAUCAUCUCGGGUGCUGCCCAUAUUGCCAGUGAAUGGAAAAAUGCACAGCUCAGUGGAUUGCAAUGGCGUGGUUUCUCUGGUUGGUGGACCUUCAGCCCUUACGUCACCAACUGGACAACUCCUGCCAGAGGGCACCACUACAGAAACAGAAAUAAGAAAGAGACGAUCUAGUUCUUAUCAUGUAUCCAUAGAUUUGCUAGAAGACCCUUCUGGAAGGCAAAGAGCAAUGAGUAUAGCCAGUAUACUGACCAACACGAUGGAAGAACUUGAAGAAUCCAGACAGAAAUGCCCACCAUGCUGGUAUAAAUUUGCUAACACAUGUUUGAUCUGGGAUUGCUGUGAACCAUGGCUAAAAGUGAAGCACAUCGUCAGUCUCAUUGUGAUGGACCCAUUUGUUGACCUGGCUAUUACCAUCUGCAUUGUCCUGAAUACUCUGUUCAUGGCCAUGGAACAUUAUCCUAUGACUGAACAGUUUAGUGGGGUGCUUUAUGUAGGAAACCUGGUUUUCACUGGAAUCUUCACAGCAGAAAUGUUUCUCAAGAUAAUUGCCAUGGAUCCAUAUUAUUAUUUCCAAGAAGGCUGGAAUAUUUUUGACGGUUUUAUUGUCAGCCUUAGUUUAAUGGAGCUUGGCCUGGCAAAUGUGGAAGGACUUUCUGUACUCCGAUCAUUCAGACUGCUUCGAGUUUUCAAGUUGGCAAAAUCUUGGCCCACGUUGAACAUGCUGAUAAAGAUCAUUGGCAACUCAGUAGGGGCUCUGGGAAACCUGACCUUGGUGUUGGCCAUCAUUGUCUUCAUCUUUGCUGUGGUCGGCAUGCAGCUCUUUGGCAAGAGCUACAAAGAAUGUGUCUGCAAGAUCUCCAAUGAUUGUGAACUUCCUCGCUGGCACAUGCAUGACUUCUUCCAUUCCUUCCUGAUUGUGUUUCGAGUACUGUGUGGAGAAUGGAUAGAGACCAUGUGGGACUGCAUGGAGGUGGCAGGCCAAACCAUGUGCCUUACUGUCUUCAUGAUGGUCAUGGUGAUUGGAAACCUAGUGGUACUGAACCUGUUUCUGGCCCUGCUGCUGAGCUCUUUUAGUUCAGACAACCUUGCUGCUACAGAUGAUGAUAAUGAAAUGAAUAAUCUCCAGAUUGCUGUGGGAAGGAUGCAGAAGGGGAUAGAUUAUGUGAAAAGAAAAUUACGUGAAUUUAUCCAGAAAGCCUUUGUUAGAAAACAGAAAGCUUUGGAUGAAAUCAAACCACUUGAGGAUCUAAACAAUAAGAAAGACAGCUGUAUUUCUAACCAUACCACAGUAGAAAUAGGCAAAGAUCUGAAUUAUCUUAAAGAUGGGAAUGGAACAACCAGUGGAAUAGGCAGCAGUGUUGAAAAAUAUGUUAUUGAUGAAAGUGACUACAUGUCAUUCAUAAAUAACCCCAGCCUCACUGUAACAGUACCAAUUGCUGUUGGAGAAUCUGACUUUGAGAAUUUGAAUACAGAAGAGUUCAGCAGUGAAUCAGAUCUAGAGGAAAGCAAAGAGAAGUUAAAUGCAUCUAGUUCAUCUGAAGGGAGUACAGUGGAUGUGGGAGCCCCUGCAGAAGGGGAACAGCCAGAAGUAGAGCCUGAAGAAGCCCUGGAGCCAGAAGCCUGUUUUACAGAAGGCUGUGUACGGAAGUUCAAGUGUUGUCAGGUCAGCAUAGAAGAAGGCAGAGGAAAACUCUGGUGGAACUUGAGAAAAACUUGUUAUAAGAUAGUGGAACAUAACUGGUUUGAGACCUUCAUUGUCUUCAUGAUCCUCCUAAGUAGCGGUGCUCUGGCCUUUGAAGACAUAUAUAUUGAACAACGAAAAACAAUUAAGACAAUGUUGGAAUAUGCUGACAAGGUUUUCACAUACAUUUUCAUUCUGGAAAUGCUUCUGAAGUGGGUUGCGUAUGGUUUCCAAAUGUAUUUUACUAAUGCCUGGUGCUGGCUGGACUUUCUUAUUGUUGAUGUCUCUUUGGUUAGCUUAACUGCAAAUGCCUUGGGCUACUCAGAGCUUGGUGCCAUUAAAUCUCUUCGGACACUGAGAGCUUUGAGGCCUUUAAGAGCUUUAUCUCGAUUUGAAGGGAUGAGGGUGGUUGUGAAUGCCCUUUUGGGCGCAAUCCCCUCUAUCAUGAAUGUACUUCUGGUUUGUCUAAUAUUUUGGCUAAUAUUCAGCAUCAUGGGAGUAAAUCUUUUUGCUGGAAAGUUUUACCAUUGUAUUAACACCACCACUGGAGAGAUGUUUGACAUAAGUGUUGUCAACAAUUUGAGUGAAUGCCAAGCCCUUAUAGACAGUAAUCAAACUGCCCGAUGGAAAAAUGUGAAAGUAAACUUUGAUAAUGUGGGGCUUGGAUAUCUUUCUUUGUUACAAGUGGCUACAUUUAAAGGAUGGAUGGAUAUCAUGUAUGCAGCUGUUGAUUCACGAAAUGUAGAGUGGCAACCAAAGUAUGAAGACAAUCUAUACAUGUAUCUUUAUUUUGUCAUCUUUAUAAUUUUUGGAUCAUUCUUCACUCUGAACCUCUUCAUUGGUGUCAUCAUAGAUAACUUCAAUCAACAGAAAAAGAAGUUUGGAGGUCAAGAUAUCUUUAUGACAGAAGAACAGAAGAAAUACUACAAUGCCAUGAAAAAACUAGGUUCCAAGAAACCACAAAAACCUAUACCUAGACCUGCGAAUAAAUUCCAGGGAAUGGUCUUUGACUUUGUAACCAGACAAGUCUUUGAUAUCAGCAUCAUGAUUCUCAUCUGCCUCAACAUGGUCACCAUGAUGGUGGAGACUGAUGACCAGAGUCAAGAAAUGACUAAUAUUCUGUAUUGGAUUAACCUGGUGUUCAUUGUCCUCUUCACUGGAGAAUGUGUGCUGAAGCUGAUCUCUCUUCGCUACUAUUAUUUCACUAUAGGAUGGAACAUUUUUGAUUUUGUGGUGGUAAUUCUCUCCAUUGUUGGCAUGUUUCUAGCAGAGCUAAUAGAAAAAUAUUUCGUGUCCCCCACCCUGUUUCGAGUGAUCCGUCUUGCCAGAAUUGGACGAAUCCUUCGUCUCAUCAAAGGGGCAAAGGGGAUUCGCACACUGCUCUUUGCUUUGAUGAUGUCCCUCCCUGCUCUGUUUAACAUUGGACUCCUGCUCUUCCUGGUCAUGUUCAUCUAUGCUAUCUUUGGAAUGUCCAACUUUGCCUAUGUCAAGAGGGAAGUUGGAAUCGAUGACAUGUUCAACUUUGAGACCUUUGGCAACAGCAUGAUCUGCCUCUUCCAAAUUACCACAUCUGCUGGUUGGGAUGGUUUGCUUGCACCCAUUCUUAACAGUGGACCACCAGACUGUGACCCUGAAAAAGAUCACCCUGGAAGCUCAGUCAAAGGAGAUUGCGGCAACCCAUCUGUUGGGAUUUUCUUUUUUGUCAGUUACAUCAUCAUCUCAUUCCUGGUGGUUGUAAACAUGUACAUCGCUGUUAUCCUGGAGAACUUCAGUGUUGCUACUGAAGAGAGUGCAGAGCCACUAAGUGAGGAUGACUUUGAGAUGUUCUAUGAGGUUUGGGAGAAGUUUGAUCCUGACGCCACUCAGUUCAUAGAAUUCUGUAAACUCUCUGAUUUUGCGGCUGCACUGGAUCCACCUCUUCUUAUAGCAAAACCAAACAAAGUCCAGCUCAUAGCCAUGGAUCUGCCCAUGGUAAGUGGGGACCGAAUUCACUGCCUUGACAUCUUAUUUGCUUUCACAAAGCGUGUUUUGGGUGAGAGUGGAGAAAUGGAUGCUCUCAGAAUACAGAUGGAAGAGCGGUUCAUGGCAUCUAAUCCUUCCAAAGUCUCCUAUGAGCCAAUCACCACAACUCUGAAACGCAAACAAGAGGAAGUGUCUGCAGUCAUCAUCCAACGGGCUUAUCGACGUCAUCUCUUGAGGCAAAAAGUUAAAAAAGUUUCAUGUAUAUAUAAAAAAGACAAAAGUAAGGAAGGCAAUGGACUCCCUAUCAAAGAAGAUAUGAUUAUUGAUAAACUGAAUGAGAAUUCAACACCAGAGAAAACUGAUGUGACCCCUUCCACCACCUCUCCACCUUCAUAUGAUAGUGUAACAAAACCUGAAAAAGAAAAAUAUGAAAAAGACAAAACAGAAAAGGAAGACAAAGGGAAAGAUGUCAGGGAAGGCAAAAAGUAA
Molecule: messenger RNA, 6155 nt
Organism: Vombatus ursinus (common wombat)
Lineage: Eukaryota; Metazoa; Chordata; Mammalia; Diprotodontia; Vombatidae
Gene: SCN2A
Product: sodium voltage-gated channel alpha subunit 2
Exons: 27
Coding region: 129-6155 (2008 amino acids)
Biological process (GO): sodium ion transmembrane transport; membrane depolarization during action potential; neuronal action potential
Cellular component (GO): voltage-gated sodium channel complex; axon; plasma membrane
Molecular function (GO): protein binding; voltage-gated sodium channel activity
Source: RefSeq, a predicted model, not a curated record